This is a messenger RNA of Perkinsus marinus ATCC 50983, 480 nucleotides long. RefSeq lists its product as hypothetical. Gene Ontology annotation, molecular function: tRNA binding. Gene Ontology annotation, biological process: tRNA N1-guanine methylation. Gene Ontology annotation, cellular component: nucleus. The annotation marks the transcript as partial. The record is from RefSeq and is a predicted model, not a curated record. The transcript has a single exon. NCBI's taxonomy places the organism in Eukaryota, Perkinsozoa, Perkinsida, Perkinsidae.
AUGCAGUGUUCAUCGCCGAGCACUCGUGGUGAGAUCUCAUCGACACCAUCGGCUGACAUAGAGAUGUCGAGCAACGAGUCUAUUGAUGCCAGUAUAUCGUCGUUCACACGUAAGCCGAAGUCGCAGAAGAAGCGCGAGAGGAAGGAGGCCCAGAGAGAGCAGCGUAAGGAGGUGCGUAAGAUGAAGAGGAAGGCUGUCAAGGAGCGGCGUCGUGAGGAGCGUAGGGACGAGCUUGCGGGUCUAAGCGCCGAGGAGAUCCAGGAACGGGCUGAUGCUGAGAAAGCCGAGCGCAUUGCUGAAAAGGAGCGGAGCGAGGCGCACAUGCAGGCGUGCUAUGACGAAGGCAAUCCAAUCAUCGCUUUCAACUGUGGCUUCACCGAUCAAAUGCAGGAAAAGGAGAUAACGUCCUUAGCGAAACAGUUGCAGUUGGCGUACAAUACACUAAAGCGGUCGAAGGAGUCCUGUGUGCAGUUCCAUUUG